AUGCCGGUUGCCGUUGGCUGCAAGCGCGAACUGCCAUUUCUCCAGAGGAACCUGGCUCGUGGCCUCAAAACGUCACGGGACAUGGGAAACGUUGCCUCUGUCGCCCGCAACCUCGCUGGAGACUCGUGUCAUGAGCCCCUCGGUCCCGGCGGCCGCGAGCUGCGUCCCCACAAACGUCGCCGCGUCGACUCACCCGCCGACGAGGCCAUGCUGAUCGCCAACGCCAGAGCCAACGCCAAGUCGAACGCCAUGGCUCCCUUGCUCGAGGAUCAGCUGUUCGUCGCCGCCGACGUUGGGCCCACCCAGCGCACCCUGCGUGUCGAUGUUUUGAGAAUUGUCCACAGAGACCUCCUCAAGGUCCGCGUCGGCAAUGGCCUGGCCGCCCCCUUCGUUGGGCCUCGCGUCAUCUCCGAGUCGAGGGCUCGCUGCAAAAUCAUGCUCACCCAUGCCACCACGGCUGGCGACAUCAUGCUCCACUGCCAGAGCCAGAUGUGCACAGUCAGGUCUUCCAGAUCAGCCGCCGACCCCUUUCCGACUAUUCGCAUCCACCUCAACCGCGCCUUCUUCAUACCCGAAGACAGCAUCUUUGUGAACCGCCCAGAUAACCACCUGUUCGACCUCGCCGAUGCCUACAAAGUCUCUGUCGAACUAGAGGCCGCUGGCCCGGGCGAGUGGCCCCCCCUGGGUCUCGUGCCCAGCGCCGCCGAUGCAACGUCGCCUGCCCCUCGCCCUGGCACCAACUAUCGGAACUGGGUAUUGGCAGGAGAGUUGUCCGACUUGUUCAGCAAAAAGCGGUCCAUGGUGGAUUUGAAGCUGAGAAAGUCGCCCGUCAGACUAUCGCCAACCGACUAUCUCAUCGACAUCGAUGCCGGCUGGUCUACCGGAUUUGAUGCAGGUGGCAUGAAGCCUCUGGAGAAGGCCGUCGAGGCGUCCAUCCGAGCCGAAGGCACCCCCCCGCGGGCUCUGGCGAGGCCACGCGGCGUUGACGACGACGUCGCGAUGCAGAGACCUGGCUCGGUCAACGGCGUCCACAGCAUUGAAAUCCUGGAUGAAGAUGACGAUGAGCCUGAUGGUGAAGGCACACCGAAUCGGUCUCUUCGGACCCGGGGCAAUAAGCAAAAUUACAACCUGAAGGACUUGAGUGACAAAGCCCUGGGAAGGAAUAAAAAGCGACGCAAGAGGAAAAGCUUGCCGACUGUCGAAGAUGAAACAGGAAAGGUCUGCUACGACCUGCCCGCAGAGCAGGUCAAUUUGGAAGACUUCCAAUGCAUAACGUGCGGCCAGUCACACAUGACGCUUGCCGACCUACAGGCGCAUCUAGAGCAUCAGCACCCCGAAUAUGACUACGUCUGCGACCCGCAUGCCAAAAGCAUCCAUUUCCAGGUCGUGCAUCGCAUAGAGGCCUUUUCCUUUGAUGAAGACGGCACGUACGAGCUCAAAAAGACCGUCAAGGGCUUCCAGUUUGGUCAAAACAGCAACAGUGAUGAAUCUUGGCUCAAGUCAACCUUUGGGCUUCCCAAAAGUAGCGAGCUUGCCGAAACGCACGUGAAGAACUCUCCGGCCAACGGACCAUCUUCAAAAGUGCUCAAGAGGAAGGGCAAAGUCAUCACGGUGCCAUACACUAAACAGCAGCUUUUCGACCCCGUCAGCCGGAUGCCGCUGGAGCCAGGCAAGCCGUUUAUCAGGCACAAACCCGACGACAGAUGGCUCACGCAGUGGCACCGCGAUGCCAUUGAAGACUUUUCGGACAUUCCUUUCCACGAAAGGGAGUUCAUGACCACAUGGGACGAGUUCAUGCUCACCCAGCGCAUCUCCUCAGACGUGUACCUGCCGAGCUCAUGGCUGGCUUUCCUUCGACACAAGGCCGAGUGGCUAGUUUGCUCCGAGUCUCGCAUGAUUGAGUUCGGGAAACACAUAUCCUACCUUAUCGCGCGGGACGCUCUGGAUGACCAGACGAUCAAGCAGGGCUUCCAGAUUAUCAGUGCAGCGAAGCUCGCGUUGCAGAACGCGGGAGCCAGAAUGCAACAACACGCAUCGCCUGUAGAGUCUCAACCGCGCAAGAGCGCGGCCAACUGCCAGACAUGUGCGAGACAGAUACUGGGGCCCAGGCUGCUUCUGUGUGCGAAUCCUCAUUGCAAAAAGCCAGCGUUUCAUCGUGAUUGCGUCAAGCGCAACGCGCGCAUGGACGUCGAGGAUCCAGCCUGGCUCUGCAACGUCUGUAUCGAUAUACCAGCAGAGCAGCAGAUUUAG
Verticillium nonalfalfae is the source of this 2250-nucleotide messenger RNA. RefSeq lists its product as uncharacterized. NCBI's taxonomy places the organism in Eukaryota, Fungi, Ascomycota, Sordariomycetes, Glomerellales, Plectosphaerellaceae. The transcript has 3 exons. The record is from RefSeq and is a predicted model, not a curated record. Bases 1 to 2250 code for a protein of 749 amino acids.